CUUAAGCUGACUCUUCAUAUGCUCUAGUUUUGUGGUCGACUAUUUACCAGUAACCACUGCCAGUCUGCUAAGAAAAGUAAUUCUUUGCUGCAUAGUGCAUACAACCUGUUCGAUGAAAUGCCACAGUGAGCUUCAAACAUUACCACCCCCAUAAUGCACCGCCAAAUUUGUGCAGAAAAUUGGAAAUUCGAGAGGAUCUGAUAGCUUCAAUCUACUCUUUCCUGGUAUGAGCUUCAUAGAUCUAAAUUACUGCAGUUUUAAUCAAAAACCCAUUUGUUUGUCUUCCAAUUUUUAAGCUUUUCUAUAUUGUAGAGAAUUUGGUCAUUUAAACAUUGGAGUUUGUAACAAUUGAGCUACAAUGAAGAAAGAAGAAUUCAAUAUGAAUCCAUCCCUUGUUGAGGAAAUCCCAUCCUCGAUUAUAUGGGAAAUUUUGUUAAAACUCCCAACAAAAGCAUGCUUAAAUUGUAAGCUUGUUUGCAAAAAUUGGUAUCACAUUAUCAUUAGUCCUGAAUUUGCUGAUUUACGCUCUUCGCAUUGCCCCUAUUUUACCAUAUUGCUGUAUGGUAAAGUCUACAAGAAGCGGAAAAAUUUUAUGCUGCUUGACUUAGAUAAGUCCGCAAAGAUUGAUGAGAUGGGUAAUCUUACUGUGAAUGCUAAUGCUUUGAUUAGGUUCAAAUCCAAAUUUGAAACCGCCCAUGAUAAACUUUAUGUGGUUAAUUCAUGCAAUGGGGUAAUUUGUUUGAAGUCUUGGGAGCAAUGGAGUCCUUACAUUAUAUGUAAUCUUCUAACUGGCCAACAGAUGAUUGUUGAGCAGUUUCGCAAACCAUCUUGUUCUGUUGAGGUUUAUGGGUUAGGUUGUUGUCCUGUGUCACACCAAUUCAAAGUUCUUAGAAUCCUCAAGACUAAGGAAAGUUAUAAGCAUGUAGCUGAAAUACAGACUCUCGGCACCAAUGAAUGGAGAACUCUUGGUGAUGCUCCACAUUUUCAGCUGAGGAGGAGUGGGGCGUUCCUUCAUGGAUCGCUUCAUAGGUACUCUUAUCGAGACAACUGUAUAUGGUCAUUCCAUUUUGGAAGUGAACAAUUUUUCGAUGUUCCAAUUCCAGAUACUAUGAAAAGAGAGCUCUACACAGAAGUUAGUGUUUUUAAUUCUAACCUUUGUUUUAGUUCGUUAUCUAACAAUUGUCAUCAAUGUGAAAUUUGGCUUAUGAAGGAAUAUUGUGUGAAAGAUUCUUGGGUGAAGCAAUUUACCUUCCAAAUUGAGUCUUUCGCUUAUCGUAUGCCUCUAUUGGAGAUGUCUUGUGGGAAAAUUCUAGUUUCUUAUAGUAAUAAUGUCCAUCUUGGAGUAUGUGAUACUGAAUCUGGAAAAUGUAAAAGAGUGCAGAUUCCUGGGGUUUCUUUUGACAAAGUGAUAGCCUGUGAUGCCAAAUUUUCAAAGUUCUAAAGAUUUUACCAUUUACCCAUUGGAUGCGAAGCUCAAGAAUCGUUAAUGAGCUAUUUACUUAGACCGUCAUGGAUUAUCGUCUGCUACCCCUCCUCGACAUCAUUCAUCAUGAAGCCUCUUUCUAUACUACAUGGUACAUUUUAACUCUUGACCUUUGAACGGUUUCUAACAGGCAGAUCAGUGGUUUGAUAAUUUGCUGUACAAAAGAGCAUACAUGUGCCAUCCUCAACUUAAUUUUAAGGCAUAUUCAACCGGCAAAUGCUACUACUGCACAAGACAAAGAGUCAGCAAAUGCACCGAGAUCUGUUGUGAAGGCUGGCAGAACCAUAUGAAUAGAAGCACACAAAGUUUGCUAGCUUAUCAAUUCAUGUCAAUGUCCUUUAGAGAUUCUUGGUUAUAAUUCAAAUUCUCCCUUUUCAUGUAUAACUAGUUUUUAGGCCCGGACAAUUUUCCGGGUAAUUAUAAUUUUCAUUUAUUAACAUUUUACUUCAUAAGUUUAACACCAAA
Molecule: messenger RNA, 1948 nt
Organism: Beta vulgaris subsp. vulgaris (sugar beet)
Lineage: Eukaryota; Viridiplantae; Streptophyta; Magnoliopsida; Caryophyllales; Amaranthaceae
Product: F-box protein At3g07870
Exons: 2
Coding region: 359-1441 (360 amino acids)
Molecular function (GO): protein binding
Source: RefSeq, a predicted model, not a curated record